Messenger RNA from Thlaspi arvense, 606 nucleotides. The record is from the annotation of a GenBank genome assembly. NCBI's taxonomy places the organism in Eukaryota, Viridiplantae, Streptophyta, Magnoliopsida, Brassicales, Brassicaceae.
AUGGAGAUUCCGAAGAACCUGUUGCCGGACGAGGCAAGCCCGGAGUGGCUAAACAAGGGGGACAACGCAUGGCAGCUCACGGCAGCCACCCUCGUCGGCCUCCAAAGCAUCCCGGGCCUAGUCAUUCUCUAUGGCGGCAUGGUCAAGAAGAAAUGGGCCGUCAACUCUGCCUUCAUGGCCCUCUACGCCUUCGCGGCCGUGCUCGUGUGCUGGGUGGGCUGGGGCUUCCGCAUGGCCUUUGGGGACCGGCUUUUCGACUUCUGGGGAAAGCCGGCUGUUGCUUUGGACGACAAGUUUCUGCUCGACCAGGCUUUUCUGGGGUACUUUCCUAGCGCGACCAUGGUGCUGUUUCAGGCAGUGUUUGCGUCGAUCACGUUGAUCUUGGUGGCGGGGGCUUUGCUGGGGAGGAUGAAUUUCCGGGCGUGGAUGGUGUUUGUGCCGCUUUGGCUUACGUUUUCUUAUACGGUUGGUGCUUAUAGCGUGUGGAGCCCUGAAGGGUGGCUGGCCAAGCUUGGGGUUAUUGAUUUCGCCGGAGGAUACGUGAUCCAUCUCUCCUCCGGUGUUGCUGGAUACACUGCUGCUUACUGGGUACAUGGGCUAAGCUAG